Molecule: messenger RNA, 4026 nt
Organism: Mobula hypostoma (lesser devil ray)
Lineage: Eukaryota; Metazoa; Chordata; Chondrichthyes; Myliobatiformes; Myliobatidae
Gene: blmh
Product: bleomycin hydrolase
Exons: 13
Coding region: 512-1678 (388 amino acids)
Biological process (GO): proteolysis; L-homocysteine catabolic process; response to toxic substance
Cellular component (GO): cytoplasm
Molecular function (GO): cysteine-type aminopeptidase activity
Source: RefSeq, a predicted model, not a curated record
UUCGGUUUCCGGUUUCCGGUUGCUGCUUUAAGGCUUUGCAGCCUCCCCGACGCCGAGGGAAUCUAAAGUUGUAGAAAUUGAAGAAGGCAACUUUGUGUCUGCUUGUCGUGCGACGGAAUGGCAGGGGCACCCACUCUGUUUUAAACUGUCAAGGGAAGUGACUUCCAGGCAGAAAGAGGGAAAGAUUCAAGGUUGUGCUGAAAGUCUCCCAGGAGGACUGCGACAAUCCCACCGACUCCUGGGAAUCCCUGGCCUGUGACCCCUGGAGAGGCAGCUGCCAGGACUAUCCCAAGAGAAGGUGGCAACUUUCACCAGAAACUUCAAGGCUGUGCCACAGUACGGCUUUGCCCAGAACGUGGCAACUAGUGGUGACCUUCUACAGUCUUACCUCCAUCGGCAAGUUAUUCAAGAAACCUCACAGGUAUUCAAACAUGUCAUCCCUGCAGAAGGAAAGCCAGUUACCAACCAAAAAAAUUCAGGACGGUGCUGGAUCUUUUCUUGCCUCAAUGUGAUGCGUCUUCCAUUGAUGAAGAAAUUUAACAUUGAAGAACUUGAGCUCAGUCAAGCUUAUAUAUUCUAUUGGGAUAAGCUUGAGCGCUGUUACUAUUACUUGAAUGCAUUCAUUGAGAUUGCUCAGAGAACUGGCAAGGAAAAAGAGCCCUUUGAUGGUAGACUGUCACAGUUCCUGCUAGGGAAUCCUUCAAACGACGGAGGCCAGUGGAAUAUGCUUGUCAACCUCAUUGAAAAAUAUGGAGUUAUGCCUAAGAAAUGCUACCCUGAAUCUCACAGUUCAGAAGCCAGCAGAGCCAUGAAUGAUGUUCUGAAUCACAAGUUGCGAGAAUUCUAUUGGCGCCUGAGAAAGCUGGUAGAGAAUGGGUCAACUAAGGGGGAACUCUCUUCUCACAUGGAUGAUAUGAUUGAGCAGAUCUUCAGAAUCAUCAACAUUUGUCUGGGAACCCCCCCUGAAACUUUUACAUGGGAAUUCAGAGACAAAGAAAAAAACUACCAUAAGAUUGGGCCAAUCACACCUCUUCAGUUUUACCAAGAACAUGUGAAGCCACUUUUCAACGUGAAAGACAAGGUGUGCUUGGUUAAUGACCCUAGAUCCUUCAACCCCUAUGGAAAGCUGUACACAGUAGAUUUUCUGAAUAACAUGUCAGAUGCAAGCAAGACUUUGUAUGUCAACCAGCCGAUUGAGAUGUUGAAGCAGAUGGCCGCUGCUUCCAUCAAAGAUGGAGAGGCAGUCUGGUUUGGGUGUGAUGUAGGAAAACAAUUUUGCAGCAAGCUAGGAAUCAAUGAUCUCAAUAUACUGAACCGAGAGCUACUGUUUGGAGUUACUCUGAGGAAUUUGGGCAAAGCAGAAAGGCUGAUGUAUGGCGAAUCACAGAUGACACAUGCUAUGGUUCUAACUGGUUUCUCUGAAAAGGGUGAAAAUGAAGCAGAGUAUGAAAAAUGGAGAGUGGAAAAUUCAUGGGGAGAAGAAAGUGGGAACAAAGGUUACCUUGUUUUAUCAGACGAGUGGUUCACCGAAUACGUUUAUGAAGUGGUUGUGGAUAAGAAGCAUGUGCCAGCAGAGAUUCUUGAAGUACUGGAGCAGGAACCAAAAGUUCUUCCAGCUUGGGAUCCAAUGGGUGCUCUGGCAUGUGGAACCAAGAGCAAUUUCAUUCCACAGGCAUGAUUCACAUUCAAAAUACAAGGCAAUUAAAAAGGUGCAAAUUGUGAACUUUAAGGGAGAAGUAUUUUUACUUUGGUUUUCUUUAGUUUAUCUUUUAGUAUUUACAAAGACACCUAGCUAUAUUGUAACCUUGACAUAAACUGGUUAAUAUCUUUAACAAGAAUGCAUAGAAUGUUAUUAGUUCAGAUAUGUAACAUUCCUUAAAAUAAAAGAUCCUGUUCAAAGUAACUUCUCAUCAAAUGGAUAGGUGCUGUGGCAAAUUUCACUAAAAGCUCAAAUAUAAAUCCAUCUUCUGGUCUAAGCAGUCAGAGGAAGAUGGAUAAUCACAAUUUGAAAUAGUUACCAUAUUCCUCAGCAGUUCUCAAAACAAAGGUAUUGAUCAUAUUAGCAUCUGUAGAACCAGCAAAGAUUCCCAAAGACGUGAUUAUACCCUCUUCUAACCCACUGCGCAAUUAUUUCCAACUCUUAUCAACAAUUCAAAUACUUUUUUGAAAUUUUAUUUAAAGAUUCAGCCUUUUGUACUUUGUAUAAUCAAUUCAACUUGCUAGUCAUUUACAAGUUUUAGAUAUCAACUGAUGACCAGUUAAUACCUGCUUCAUUGACAUCCUAUCUUAAGGAUGCAAGAGGUCUGGUACUCACAGUGCCAUGCACUUUCACAGUUCAGGUUACAUGCUGACCUAAAGCAUUGAGCAACAUCAUUCUGUAUUUACUUUUAACCAGAUUCAAAAGAAAGUAACUUCUGAGAAACUGAAAACAGGAUGUCAAAUCAAAUGCUCAGAUUGCUACACUAACAAGCCUACACCCUUGUGUAAAUGUUGGUGCAGGCACUGUGCCCAUUAUCUACUCUAAUGUAUGUAAAGGGAAAAAGUAACAAUAAGUUGCUAUUGAAGUACUAGAAUAAAGAUGAAUGUACAGUGUUAUGAACUUUUAUCUGUUUUUACUCCAGCAGUUUGUUGCCACCUGUCAAAGCAACACUAGAUUCUCCUAUGAGCUAUUUGCAAGAGGUUUACUGUGCUUAAAAUAUAAAGUGUUCCAGUAAGGCUAUCCAAUGCUAUCUGUUGGGCAAGGCAAGAAGUUGGGUGUAAGUUUUACAUUACUGAAAUGAGAGCUAAAAGUAGAACCAACAAGUUUAUGAAGUUUAAUCUAUUGUUAGUAGCAAAGCAAACAAUGUGGUAGACACAAGAUAAAAGCUGAGAAACACCACAUAUUACGUCAAAAUACUGGGGGCGGAGCCUCUCUCUUAACCUGGUGGUCACUGUGGUAGCAGGCCAAUUGUGACUCCCAAGAUGUUGAUAGAGCUGAAGAGCAGACUAUAACUGCAGGAUAUACCUACAGGAGUCAGUAAGGCAUCAUAUCAGUUUAAUCUUUGUAAAAUCUUCCAGAGGGCAGCAAUGUCAUGAGGCACUAUGAUAUCCAAGUCUUGCAUACAGUAUUCAUAAUUUUCAUAUUGAUGUUGUUCCUUCAUUAAUUAUUUGGAAAACCUGCCAGCCAUUUCCUACCAAGCACGUUUUCUAUAACAUACUGUAGAUGGGCAGCAAAUGGAUAUCCAAGAAGAAAUAUUGAGAAAAAGGGUAAGACUGUGUUGGGCCAUGAAGUACAGGUCUCCCCCUGCUAUUCAAAAGUAGACCGUUCCUAUGAAACCUUUCAUAAGCCGAAAUGGUGUAAAGCGAAGAAGCAAUUACCAUUAAUUUAUAUGGGGAAAAUUUUUGAGCGUUCCCAGACCCAAAAAAUAACCUACCAAAUCAUAUCAACUAACACAUAAAACCUAAAAUAACACUAACAUAUAGUAAAAUCAGGAAUGAUAUGGUAAAUACACAGCCUAUAUAAAGUAGAAAUAAUGUAUAUACAGUGUAGUUUCACUUACCAGAAUCGGGAAGACAGCGAGCACACUGGAAGGUUCAUGAAUUUUUCUAUCAUACAGUUCUUCGUAAGCACUCAAAACAUCCUGCAAACCUGCCCUAAACCUACGCGCCCUUUCAAAAUUAAAGUCAUACUUUUCUGCAAUCAUUGCAGCACUGUCAAUUGUAGCGAAAAUCUCAUGCAAUUCAAAGCUAUGGCAGCUUAAUGCUGAGUGUAGUUCCCGGGAAAGGCGCUUGGUGGCGCCACUCACGCUGCUCAGGGUGUGCGCUGCCUCUGUAACGGCUCGCUGCAAAACAAAUGCUGAACGCCAUUUUCGCUUUUUGCCUUUUCUCAUAAAAGCGAAAAUCCUCUUCAGAUUUCUUUUGGUUAGCAAAAACAGAUACUAUUGUAGGUCUUUCGUAAAAGCAAAGUGGCGUAAAGCAAACUUUUGUAAAGCAGGGGACACCUGUAUUAGAUUAAUAAAAUGAUCAAAUCAUCUUAAAUGACUGUUU